Molecule: messenger RNA, 1317 nt
Organism: Truncatella angustata
Lineage: Eukaryota; Fungi; Ascomycota; Sordariomycetes; Amphisphaeriales; Sporocadaceae
Exons: 3
Coding region: 1-1317 (438 amino acids)
Molecular function (GO): FAD binding
Source: RefSeq, a predicted model, not a curated record
AUGGCGGCGGAAUCUAAGCAACCUUUCAAGGUCAUUAUUGCAGGGGGUUCGGUGGCCGGCCUCACACUCGCCAAUGCGCUUGAGCGGGCUAACAUCGACUUCGAGCUUCUCGAAAAGCGCGAUGUUGCACCACAACUCGGCCAGUCGAUCCUCGUACUUCCUUGCACCAACCUGAUCCAUGAACAGCUUGGUAUCGACAAGCAGACCCGCGAGGUUGGCAUUCCCAUAGGAGUACGGGAACACUGGGAUGAUCGGGGCAAUUUGUUCUGUUCCUCGGACGAGCUGAUCCAGCUAGAGCGUGUUCAGAAGCGGCCUGUGUAUUUCUUAGACCGCAAAAUCUACCUACAGAACCUGUACGAUGGCCUGAGCAAAGUAUCCAAGUCAAAGAUACGUGCUCAUGAGGGCGUUGAGUCCAUUACCGAGCACGAUCAUGGCAUGACGGUCAGGACCGACAAGGGCAAUAUUGUCGAGGGUAGCAUCCUGGUUGGUGCGGAUGGUGUCCACAGCUGGGUGCGCCAACAGAUGGCUCAGACAGUUAGAGACACCAAUCCGAAACAAGCAGAGGUCCUGGCCAAGGGUUUCAAGACCAGAUAUCGUAUUCUCACAUGCACGUCGAAUAAUUACUUUGCCAGUGAUCCGACACGGCCUUUCCUUAGGGAUGGUGUUAUCAACAACACAUAUUAUCCCGAACAUGGCGUUGGUGGUCUCAGUGUUGCCGGCGUCAAGGGAAGGAUUUUCUGGGCAAUUUAUAUUGCUAAUGAGAACGAGGCGAUUUACCCCAGCCCCAAGUAUGGACAGGCAGAUAUCGACGAAGCUAUUAAGAAAUGGGGACAUCUCCAAGUUACGCCUGAUUAUACCUUCAAUGAUCUCUGGCAAAGCCUGUUAGGCGCCAGCAUGAUCUCCAUGGAAGAGGGCGUGCUCCCUACGAAAUGGAACUCAGGCCGCCGGACUGUCCUGGUAGGAGACGCUGUUCACAAGGCAACAGCAAAUCUCGGCAUGGGCGGAAACCUGUGCGUAGAUGAUGUAUGCCGCCUCGUCAACGGUUUAUAUGAGGUGCUCGAACAUACAGAGCACCCCUCCACAGCGGAACUCGUCAAAGUCUUCGAUAACUACGAACGCUCACAGCGACCCCGUGCCAAAUUUGUGUGCAAUGCCUCAGGUGUCUUUGCGGGCUUUGAGACGAUGAGUAAGUGGUACUCGCGCCUUGUCAAGCUCAUAUUCCCAUGGAUUCCCUCUGCAAUCAAGAUGCGCAUCUUUUCCACCUUCGAUAGCGGCGCACCCGUCCUGGACUUUUUGCCCAUGCCUAGCACAAGGUGA